AUGGGUGGCGAGCGGUUUGGUGAGGCGCCUAAUGCUAUGGAGAAUGGUGGUUGGGAGGAGUCAUUGGUUAAAUUUGUGAUUGAUGGUGAUUUCACGCCGCUCCCUGAGAGUAGCCUAAGAAGUGCUAUAAAGGAGAGCUAUUUCAAAGGGAAGUUCAGCCCAGAGCUUACCUCUACACAAGUUGAGAAAUUGAGCUCAUUGUUUCAGCCAAUUACUUUGCUUCCGGAAUCAUCACCCCCACAUGAUGUUGAUAACUGGCCCCCUGCUCCUGCGAGCCAGUCCUCACCUCCCGCCCCCGCCUCCCCACCGCUGCACAAGUGGACACACUCCCCAGAGGUGGCAGCAGAGGACAAAGCCCACCCUGGAGCUGUCUCCACCGCCGCUGCGUCACCCGCAGGGUUCAUCUUCAUGUGCAGCGGCACAACGAAGUCCGACUGCUACCGCCACCGGGUGCUGGGCCUGCCGCGGGGGAGACUGGAGGCCGUCUCCCGGAUCCAACACGGGGCAGCGCUCUUCCUCUACGAAUUCGACACCAAGCACCUCUACGGGCCCUACCACGCUGACUCAGACGGUGGGGUUGACCUUGUUCCCGGUGCCUUCCGUGGCCACUUCCCUGCACAGGUUAAAUUUAUGAUCGAUGGUGAUUUCAUGCCCGUUCCUGAGAGUAGCCUAAGAAGUGCUAUAAAGGAGAACUAUUUCAAAGGAAAGUUUAGCCCGGAGCUUACCGCUACACAAGUUGAGAAACUGAGAGCAUUAUUUAAGCCAAUUACUUCGCUUCCACAAUCGUCAUCAGCAGACAUGAUGUUGAUAACUGGCCCCCUGCCCCUGCUUUUCUGCCGCCUCCAGCACUCCCGGCACAGCCACCUGCUUAUGCACAUUAUCCAACUGCCUAUGUUGCUCCUCCGGCUGCUCAUCCAACUGCCUAUGUUGCCCCUCCGGCUGCUCAUUUAAUGCCACCUGAAGCCUAUGCACCUCCAUGUUCUUCUACUCAACCCACUAUGCGUACUUACCAUGUACCAACAACUGUGUAUGGUUACCAAGCUGGAUAUGCAGCAUGUGAUCCAUUGCCUUCUACCUAUCAAUAUGUGGAAGCGCCCCUUCCAUGUUCUCUUUAUGACCUUUACUCCAUGUCACAGUAUGUUCUAGCUCCUGUCUAUUCUCCUGCCCCCUAUUAUGAGCAUGAUCAAUAUCAAUCUGGCAAUGUCAAUUCUCAUUAUCAGCAAAGCACAUACGAGAGACCUACCUAUGUUGUUGGGCAUGACAUGGAUGCAGCAAACUUGCAACAUGUCACGUAUGGAUCCACUCCAAGCGGUCCAACUGCAGCACAUGGAACAGCGGUAACAAACUUAUAAGCAUCAGCGGUUUGGUCCUGAGGUGAAUCAGCCCCAGCAGGAUGUUACCUACACCGUUCAUGCAGCUGGCAGCAGCACCCAUGGACCUGGCUCGGUAGGGCCGUGUGCAUGCAUACCAGCUACACCAGGGUGCCAGUGAUUGCUAUUUCAAGUUCCGAAAGCAUGAUUGUCGAAGCAAACAGCACUUCUAGGCUGUACUAACUUGCGUCCGCCCAAGGAACUUGGGAUAAAGAACUCAGAGUUGGUAUCGCCUCACAUCCUACUGACACUGAUGGUGGUGUUGAGUUCAGUUCUUCUGGCUUCUGGGUUCUCUAGCCUGGGUAGGUUCUUUCUGACUGGGUAGCUGCUUCUGUUAAAACAAUAUGGAUGUAAAUUUGUUAAGCUGUUAGUGAAAACAGCUUUUGGAUUGGCAAGCAAAUGGUAUGCAUAAUUUGGCAUCAAACCUCUGAA
This is a messenger RNA of Panicum hallii, 1802 nucleotides long. RefSeq lists its product as uncharacterized. Bases 1 to 951 code for a protein of 316 amino acids. Lineage: Eukaryota; Viridiplantae; Streptophyta; Magnoliopsida; Poales; Poaceae. The record is from RefSeq and is a predicted model, not a curated record. The transcript has 7 exons.